Neltuma alba is the source of this 1260-nucleotide messenger RNA. RefSeq names its product patatin-like protein 4. Gene Ontology annotation, molecular function: monoacylglycerol lipase activity; glycerophospholipase activity. Gene Ontology annotation, biological process: lipid metabolic process. Lineage: Eukaryota; Viridiplantae; Streptophyta; Magnoliopsida; Fabales; Fabaceae. The transcript has 7 exons. Bases 1 to 1260 code for a protein of 419 amino acids. The record is from RefSeq and is a predicted model, not a curated record.
AUGGCGGCUCGCUUGUUAUUGGGUGUUCUUUGUCUCCUUCUUUAUCUUCCUCCAAACUUAGUAUCAGUCGCCGGUAAUAAGAUUCCGAAGCUUCCACCACCGUCGCAUGGGAAAAUUGUUACCAUUCUCAGUAUUGAUGGAGGUGGUCUCAGAGGCCUCAUCCCUGCCGUCAUUCUCCGACGCCUUGAAGCUCAUCUUCAGGAAAUAGGCAAGAACGAGGAAUUAAGGAUCGCAGACUUUUUUGAUGUAAUCGCUGGAACCAGCACCGGAGGACUAAUUGCUGAAAUGCUGACAGCUCCAGACUCAAACCAGCGACCUUUGUUCGAUGCUUCUCAAAUUGUUCAGUUCUACAAAGAUGAAGCUGCCAACAUUUUCCCCCCACUUACACCCCCAAAUCUGUUGAAGCCCAAGUACAGUAACGCUUACUUGCGUUAUGUUACGCAAAAGAUGUUGAAUCAAACAAGACUGAAUGAUACUUUGACGAAUGUUGUGAUUACAGCUUUCGACAUGAAGCAACUUUCACCUACGCUAUUCUCAAAUUAUAAGUUGGACGAAGUGCCGCAAUUGAAUGCUUUGCUCUCAGAUAUUGCUGUAGCCACUUCAGCUGCACCAACGUAUCUCCCUCCAUACCUCUUUGAGAAUGCUGGCCAACAGUUUCAUAUGAUCGAUGGUGGAGUCAUCGCAAUUAAUCCGGGUGUGGUUGCUUUAAGUGAAGUGACGAUAAAGAAGAGGAAAAAUCCAGAGAUGUUCCCCAUGAUGAAGAACCCAAAUGAUUACACAAAAUUCCUGUUGCUUUCAUUGGGCUGUGGAGAAGCUGCCGUGAAGAAUGAGUACAGUGCCGAAUUUGCAGAAUCAUGGGGAGCUAUGAAAUAUAUUUUCAAUCUGAAGACUUCUGCCAGUCCCUUAAUAGAUUUUAUGUUUGAUGGAAACAUGGACAUGUCUGAGUAUCACCUCGCUUCUCUUUUCCAAGGCCUCAACGAGGAGGACAAUUACCUUCGAAUUCAGGAUCAUUCAUUAACACAAGAGAUGGCUCAAAUGGACAACUCUAAACUAGAGAAUUUGCUGAAUCUUGAAAACUUCGCAGAGAAUCUGUUAAGGAAUGUGACUAAGAGAUGGAACGUCAACACUUUCAGGCUUGAGGAAGUUCCCAACAAGGUUACAAAUGAAGUGAAUCUCAAAAGGGUGGCAAAGAUUCUGUACGAAGAGAGAAAGAGGCGUUUGCAUAAGAUGACGAACCGGAAGAUUCAAUCAAGAGUUUGA